AUGGCUGCCAUCGAUUACACAAUUCCUGAUCUUAUCCGUCAUCAUACUGAGAUUUUAUUCAUAGGGAUCAAUCCUAGUAGUAAAGCACCAAAGAAACACAUUGGCCAUUUCUUUGGCGGACGCGGUAAUUGUUUCUGGAAAUGUUUCUCUGAAUGUGGUCUUCUGGAUGGCAUAUAUGGACCGCUGGAUGAUGUCUACAUUCACAACAAGUACAAUGUUGGUUUUUUGAAUUUGGUUCCUCGUGCCACCGCCUCUUGCAAAUCGCUUGCAAGAGAUGAGAUACUUCUGCGUGUCCAGCAGACAUUGGCCAAAAUAGAACGUUUUAAGCCAAAGCUUGUAUGCUGCGUGGGCAAAUUCGUGUAUCAACACUUGAUUUAUUCACCUCGUGGCAAAGUUGCUUUCGGUAUCCAAUCUACUGUCUUUCCAUGGGAAAACGGACAGGGUGCUUCUCCUGUCUUUUUAAUGCCUAGUACCAGCAAAAUCGGGAUCGCUUACAGUGAAGACGACAAGAAACGGUAA
Molecule: messenger RNA, 519 nt
Organism: Radiomyces spectabilis
Lineage: Eukaryota; Fungi; Mucoromycota; Mucoromycetes; Mucorales; Radiomycetaceae
Product: uracil-DNA glycosylase-like protein
Exons: 2
Coding region: 1-519 (172 amino acids)
Biological process (GO): base-excision repair, AP site formation
Molecular function (GO): mismatch base pair DNA N-glycosylase activity
Source: RefSeq, a predicted model, not a curated record